AUAGGUAUUGCCGUAAUUGGCUUCUUAAUAUUUCAGUCCCAUGACUCCGAUCCAGCGACCCUGCGAAUCAAAUGUCCAUCGAGAAAUACACUAGACCUUCUCUUUUCCUCCACCAACAUAACCCUAACCCUAAUUUUAUUUCGACAUCUUAAUCAAACUUCUUAAUCCAGAGCUCUAUCUCAUCAAUCACUCUGCCCUUACUCCCGACUCAUAUCCCUCAAUCUGAAUCAUAUUGUUCAAGAAUACGGAUUGAGGUAUGUUUACAUAUGAUGGUUUGGGUUCUUUAAUUCAAUGAAAUUAUGUACUAUUUGAUCGCUGCAUUCAGUUGUUUUGUACUGAUAAUGAUAAGUAAUAGGGAAAGAAACGAUUUUUUCUUGAUUCAAGACUCACAUUUAUGAAUGUGCCUAUUGCCCUAAAAAAUGGAAGAAAAAAAUACUGACAGUUCCCCUAACCAGGAACUAGACAAGGAGAAAGAUUUCAUUUUGGAUAGUUUAUCGGAUAACAUUUCAGAAACCCAUAAUAAUGCGGAACCUGGUUUAGAGAAUCUAAACGUGGUGAAUGAGAAAUAUAACGAGGAAUUGGUAAAGGAACUCCAAGAUUGUUUGCCAAUUUGGGUCUCCCAAGAUCAAGUGCUAGACUUGCUUACAAGGUCAUCUGGGUACGUAGUUGAAGCUGUAUCUGAUUUUUACGAACGUGAAACUGAAUAUCAUGAUCAAGUUAUUGCUUUCAGAGCGAAUGCUGCAUCUGCGAAGAGUGGGACUGUUUUGUCUCAGAUAAAAGCGCCAACUAUUCUUGUGCCUAAGUUGGUUUCUGAAAAAGUAAGUUCUAAUGGAAGUGUGAAAAGCAGUUCGAGUCAAGAGAUGGUGAAGAAAAGAGUGGAUGUAGUUAAGAGUGUUGGCUCUCCAAUGAAAAGGGGUUCCCUCAGGAGCACCCUUUUUCCCAAGAGAAAGGGUUCGAUUAAAAGCACUACUUAUCCCCAGAAAAAGGAUUCCAGUAAGAGCACUAUUUCUCCCAACAAAAAAGUUUCGGCCAUUGGCCUUCAAAGCAGUCCCAAGAAGAAGAAAGGGAAGCCAAGUACAGCUAUGCAACCUACUAAUGGGUCCAAGCAAUCAACUAUUACGAAUUUCUUCACCAAACUUUAAUCCAAUGCUUCAUAAGUUUAGAUUGUUGGUGGUUCUAGUUAUGCUUAACUCCCUUACAAUGAUAAGAUGUUCCCAUUGAUGCUGUUGAAACUUGGAAGAGGCUGUACUUAUAAAUUGAUUUAGCCAGUAGAGAAGAUUGGAGAUAUGAGUUCAUCAUUGGAUCGCAUGUUAUUAACUCUGAUGGCAAAUUCAUAACCGGAGAAGGGAGGUUAGCUUUCUGCAGCUAAUCAUCCCAAUUUCAAUUUUGUGUUAACAGUGCUGUGGAUCAAGUUUGUGGGAAUCUCAAGCCCAGAAGGGAGGUUAGCUCUCUGACAGGAAUUGAACGAAAAAACAUGUCAAAGCUGUGUAUUUAUAAUGUGAAGGGAAGCACUCUUACACGGAAAGUUCGUACGAGUUUGAUGUGUUUAUCUUUUUGUACGCCUGAAAAUUUGCUACUGUGUUUCAUUCUGUCUUUCGUGUUAUAGAUUAUGUUUCUUCAA
Messenger RNA from Papaver somniferum (opium poppy), 1621 nucleotides. RefSeq names its product DNA ligase 6-like. The transcript has 2 exons. The record is from RefSeq and is a predicted model, not a curated record. NCBI's taxonomy places the organism in Eukaryota, Viridiplantae, Streptophyta, Magnoliopsida, Ranunculales, Papaveraceae. The coding region runs from base 420 to 1142 and encodes 240 amino acids.